Messenger RNA from Dentiscutata erythropus, 1499 nucleotides. The record is from the annotation of a GenBank genome assembly. Lineage: Eukaryota; Fungi; Glomeromycota; Glomeromycetes; Diversisporales; Gigasporaceae.
AUAUAAUAGAACUAGAAAAUGUUGAUCCUUUGCCUCAAAGUAUUUCAUCUACAACUAUUUCAUUGGUAUUCCAGACAACUGAAUCUACUUUACAACAACUCACAAAUUUAAUAGCUUUAAAUUCCGAAUUUAAGAGUAUAAAUGAUGAGUUUGACGAGCAAUCAGACGAUGAGUUUGAUGAACAAUUGGAACUUUAUAAAGGACAUGUUGAAAAAGAUGCAAGUGGUGUAUAUGAAAUUUCAAGAUCAUUCGUGUGUCGUUAUGCUGGGAAACUACAAAAUAAAGACAAAUCACAUAAAACUGAAAGAUCUGGUUCAUGCCGGACGAAUUGUAAAUGGAAGGUCAAUAUUUAUUGGAGCAAAAGUUUUAAUGAAUAUCAUAUUUCAACUUUUACAAACAUUCAUACUGGCCAUACUCUUGAUGCGACCACCAUACAAUUUAUCCCCAAAAAUCACAAGCUUACUAAGGAGAUGUUAAAGGAUAUCGAGUUUUAUGCUCUAUCAGAAAAAAUCAAUGCAAGCGCUCAAUAUCAGCUUCUUUUAGAAAAGUACAAAGUCCUGAUUCAUCGCAGUAAUUUAUACAAUGCAAUUACAAAGGUCAAAAGAAUGGUCUCACAUGGAGAUAAUGAUGCAGCAGAAUUCUGCACUAUAUCUCAAUAUGCUGAUAGGCGAUCUUGGGCAAGAGCUUAUACUUUUCGUCACUUCACUGCUGGUGCACAAGCAACAAGUCGUGUUGAGUCAAUUAAUUUACAUAUCAAAUCUAUUAUAUGCCAUGCUCAUUCCCUUGCGCUCUUCAAACAAGUCGAAGAUAAAGUAGUUGAAGUUUGGGAAGUGAUACAUAUAACCUGGCAACAUUCCCGGCUUCAUGUAAUGGUGUUUUCUUUAGCUGCCAAAUUUUCGAUUAAUUUUGUGGCAAAGCGUUGGUUGCUUGAAAAAUAUCAAGAUAAAGAUCUUGGUAUACAACCUCUUGUCAAUUUAUCCACAGUUUUUUUGUCAGAAUUAUCUGAAGCAUCAGCUCCAAUGACUAUAUUAUCAUCAAAUGAAUCCUCAAGUUUAUUUUCUGCAUCAAAUGAAAUGUCCACUAUGACUCGCUUUUCAUUAUCCGUCAUUGCCAAAAAGGCAAUGCAAAAAAAAAAAAUUUAUGCUGAGACUAUUGGAAUAGCACAAAAGGCUAUUAAUAUCGCUAUUGAAAAGGAUGAUCUGAAUGUUCUUAAAUUUUUAAAAACCUAUAUUCUUCAAAAUGACUGUUCUCUUGUUGAGAAUACAACUAAUGCAUCCGCCUCUGGCUAUAAAACAAGUAUACUCAAAGAACAUUCUGAACCAAACGUUAUUAUUGAGAAGUCAUCAAAAGCUCAAGAUAAACAAUCAAAAUCACAUGCAAAACGUGUAAAUAAGACUUGUGAUUCAACGAUUAUAUGUGAAUUUUGUGGUGGGCAUAGUUAUAAAAAAGAGUUAUAUGAUUAUGAUAAUGUGGAGAAAAAGGAAAAUGAAAGUAAAUAG